CCAACUCAGACGCCGACACCAACACCGACGCCGACGCCAGGACCAACAUCCACGCCUGGACAAGCGCCGAUGUCGGCACAGGCCGCCACACUCAGUCUCACCGCCGUGCUCUCUGCCUCCAUCACGGGAGGGCAGAUGCGACAACCGCCUCAUGGCGCCUCUUCCGCAGGACUCGGAACAGGCGCUCCUGGAGGUCCCGGAUGUUCCGGCCAGCGGACGAGCUCCCUGUUCGCAGGACUGAGCGGAACCAUUCCAAAUGGUGGCAGUGGAGGCGGGGGUUGUGGUCUGGCUCUGGGUGCCGGAGCCGGGUCCGGUGUGCAAAUGAUCGGCGGCCAUCGAAGCGACACGGAGACGGAUUUUGCACCGCCGCCGAAGAAGAUCUACACGAAUGACAUUCCCGUUCUAGACACAUUCCCCGGAUACUAUGGAUUCAGCCUCUAUCAUCUUCUCUGCGAGGAAGCCUACGAAGGUCAGGAGACAAAGCCGAGUACUGCCUUCUUUGUAAGUUAUGAUCCAUUUACGACAAGAUAG
Protopolystoma xenopodis is the source of this 531-nucleotide messenger RNA. The record is from the annotation of a GenBank genome assembly. NCBI's taxonomy places the organism in Eukaryota, Metazoa, Platyhelminthes, Monogenea, Polystomatidea, Polystomatidae.